AUGGCUUCAACCAGCAAGACUGUGGGGUCGGGACUAGAAUUUCCAGGCAAACAUGUUUAUGUACGCUCCACCAAUGAAGACACCGAGGCUCCUGAGCACCAAGCCCGCGUCCAAAGCUGGAUCCAAGACUAUGAAAAAAGUCGCCAAGUUUUCGUAUUUCCAACACAGACUGUACGCACGUUCGCAACUUUGCUCCUCGUCCUCGGAUCGCUGUCUCUCAUAGUCCAGAUUGCUUCGUCUUCGUUGCGCUAUGCAUUCGCACCCAGUCUUCUUGGCUCUGGGAUCUGGAUUGGCCUCUUCUGCGUUGCCACGGGAGCCGUUGGUUGGGUUGCUUCUAUGAGGCUGAGUACCUCAAUGCUACUAGAUUUUAACAUUAUGGCCUUGAUUUCCACCGCCCUUUCGGCCAUUAUCGUCGUUCUCAACAGCAUUGGACUGGAAAUGUACACCAAAUUGUGUUACAAAUCGAUGAUACCGACGCAAGAGAAUCUGAUUACCAGCGAUAAAAAUGGUACGGAUGUGAGUGCCGGAAGACAGGCGUCUAACGCCCUUAACUGGGUCGGAGAUUGCGAUCAAGCAUCUUUUAUCCUUAUGGGCAUUGUCGUUUUUCUUCACGUACUUCUUUUCCUGACAUCGGCCAGCUGCACUUCUUACAUCUGUCGUGCCCUUAACUCGUCCUACAGCGUCCGUGUAAGUCCGACCCAGGCCCCACCACUCGUUAUCUAUCAUAGCGACACUGUCGAAGUAGGCAAGAGUGGACCGGGUUCCACUACAGCUACAACAAGUACAGUACCUACUGGAACUGCUGGAGGUGCCGGAGCUGCAGCUGAAAGAAUGAUGGAAAGGCUGCAUCAUGUUGGAUUGGAACGAGGUCACGAACACCACGGUGGAGGCUUCAACACCCCUGCCGUCCCCUAAUAAAAUAAUAAUGUAGCUUUACUACCUGAAUCGUCCAUUUCAUUUCAACUCGUUAGAUGAUUGUUUGGUUGUCGCUAGAAGAUGUCAAUAAAAGUCGGUAACUUUA
Daphnia magna is the source of this 1021-nucleotide messenger RNA. RefSeq lists its product as uncharacterized. The record is from RefSeq and is a predicted model, not a curated record. Lineage: Eukaryota; Metazoa; Arthropoda; Branchiopoda; Diplostraca; Daphniidae. The transcript has 5 exons. The coding region runs from base 1 to 915 and encodes 304 amino acids.